Hyphopichia burtonii NRRL Y-1933 is the source of this 2007-nucleotide messenger RNA. RefSeq lists its product as uncharacterized. NCBI's taxonomy places the organism in Eukaryota, Fungi, Ascomycota, Pichiomycetes, Serinales, Debaryomycetaceae. The record is from RefSeq and is a predicted model, not a curated record. Gene Ontology annotation, molecular function: protein binding. The coding region runs from base 1 to 2007 and encodes 668 amino acids. The transcript is spliced from 2 exons.
AUGACUUCUCAAAAGUCAGCAUGCGAAGGUGAAUCAAAAUUCGAAAGAAGAUCACAAGAGUCUAGUAGCCCAGAAACUGAAAGCGACGAUGAAGAACGUGAUACUGAUACUGAUACUGACACUGACACUGAAUCAGAAUAUGAGUCCAUUCAAUCUUACCCGAAUCAUGAAUUUGAAAGAGAUCUAGCAAGGCUAUAUCAAGAACAAGAUUUCCAUCAAAUUUUAGUAUUGGGCCGUUUCAGAAGUAUUUCCUCCACCAUCACAAGUGCAUCUCAUUUGAUAAUAUCUUUAGCCUUAUUCAACCUUGGAAGAGUUGGGGGUGCCUUGAGAGAAAUAGCUUUUGCGAUAGAAUUGGAAGCUGAUCCUAUCAAAAGAGAACUGCUUCUAGUAAAUUUGGCAGAUUGUUUCAAGGAUUUAGGAAUGCCACAACUGGCCGUUGAAACUUUUGCUGAAACUUUAGAAAUGGCCCAAAUAGAUUCAAAGAAUUCGAAAGCCAAUGAACUCAACGAAAGCUAUCUCGAUGCUCAACAAAGAAUUCAAGAUUAUCAACAAGAAAUCGAAAACCUAAAUGUUAAAUGUAUUAAAAGUGGUGGUAACAUUACUGGGUUUUCUAUUGGUAAAUUAACAAUCUCUAAUAAAGCCUUGGUUGAUUCUGCUUUGAUGAAAUUGAAAAAUUAUGAUCAAAAUACCAAGUUCGAUAAUGAUCCAGUUCAAGAAAUUUUUGAUUCAAUUACAAGUUUUGGUCCCUUAUAUAUUUAUGAUGAUUUGAUAAAACAUAAAACUUUAGUUAUAAAAUUUCUUGAUGAUGAACUAAAUAAGCAUCCCGAAAUAAGUUACAGUAUGUCUCCCAAACAUUUAGGGAAAAUGUUGAAUAAAUGGAGAAACCGUUCCACUAGUAAAUCCCUUAUAUCUAUCUGUGGGAUAAUUUUAAAACAUAAGAUUAUAUUAGGCUUUAUUAAUUAUCUUGAAGGCAGUUUUGAAAUUGCAAUUGACAAAUUUAAAUGGAUUUUGAACCUUUUUUCAAUAUUAGAGAAUAAAUACUACUACUUCAUCAAUAAAAAUCAUUACUUAGCCAAUGUGACUAAAAGGGUUACUUUAUUACUUUUGAUAAAGAGUUACAUGAACGGAGAAUUUGAGUUGAAACAAAAGGAUUGGGCUAAACUAUUAACUAGACUUAUCGCGUACGAUAACAUUACCAGUACCAUUGAACAUUUGACUGGUAGAUUGACCCAAUUAUUUAGUUGUUGUGCUUUAAUUUACGAAAAGCUAGCUACCCAAGGGUCAGUACAAUUCACAAUUCCUUUCGAUUCUUCUUUAAGCUCAAAUGAUAUCUCUAGGUUUCAACCAAUUGGUCUGGUACAAAAAUAUGAUAACGAUCAGAUGGCAGAAAUGGUAAGAAAGUUGAUCCUUGCAGUUGCUUCUAUGGGAAGUGAUGAUUCAACUGAUGUAUACUAUUAUGAUCGAAUAAUAUGGGGGAUCUUAAUGUGUGGAGGUAUUCAUUUGAGAACAGUUUGGUUUUUCAUCUUGAUAAGAAAUUUUUUUGCAAUCGAUCAUGAUUAUGGGCCAAUUCAUAUCUGCAAAACACACAAGCAUCAGUUUUUCCCCAAAAGUGAUAUAUUAGGAGAAUAUGUAAAUGGUUGGGAAUUAGUUGAUGGUUUAUACCGAAUAGUUUCUGAAUUUACUCUGGAAGAGCUUGAUUCUAUGUGGGAUCCUGAACUAGGAAAUACCUUUCUAUUGCCGCAAAUGUUUGAAGCGAAAAAUCCAAAAAGAAUUAUAAUGCUUGAUGAAUAUUAUAGUGAAAUUCAAGAAUAUUCAAUUACAAAGUUUAGUCAAAUAUCAAAAUUACAAAUAAGAUUAAACCCAAAAAGUCAUUUAAAACUUCCUAGGAAACAAACUCGAGAAAGAAUUGAUCUUAGUAGAGAUUUAAUCAACUUAUGGAGUGAUGCUUAUAAAGCCCAUCAAGGAACUUUACCAGAUUUCAUAAAAUUAGUUAAAUUUGACGCUUAA